CUAAUAGGUUCAAAAAAAAUGGAAGAUGAUAAACCUUACAAAAAAAAACUCUUUAUGUUAAAAAAACAAAUUAAGGGGCAUUAAUUAACCAAUCACAAAGUUGGGACAUUAAUUAAGGGGCUUGGUAUUACAAAUAGAACUAUCGUGAAAUAACACAAUGACCCUCUCUCUACAUGUGCACACGGUACCUUUUUUUUUUUUUACUGAAUUCGGCUUAGAUUAAUAACCAAUACUCCGUAAUUCAGAGUAUGGGUCAACUGACAAAAAGAAAACUGAUAACCGUUAUCCCUCGAACCAGACUCGGAAUUAAUCACCGUAGCAAUAAAAUUCGCUGAUCCAUAACCGGGAAACAAAAAGGCAUAAACGGUUACCAUAUUCCUCUCACCCCCCAUAUCCAAAAUCAACGUCUUACAAACUGGAAAAUAAACGAAAAAGCAAAUACCAAAACAGGACCAAACAACAUACAAUUUGACAGAAAAACACAAACUGGAUAAAACGAAAUUAAAAUAGAAAUCACUCAUCUUCUUCCAAACUCUAGAUUUGCUUGCACUCCACGCCGUCCACGGCGGCGGCUCGGGAGGGGGACGUGCCCGCCGUUCAUCCGCCACAACUUCAACAUCAGCUUUAUUCAGAUCCAGUUCUUCUUUGUCCACAAAGCUUCCCAUACCGAAAAGAGAAAACUCAAACGAAAAUCCAAAACUCGUUUCCACCUCCAUAUCCGCCGACGAAGCGGGCUUAUACCGAUGUCGCAUAAGUCUUCAAGCAACACGCCCAAUUCGAAGGAAGACUGAAGCCUUCACCUUGUUGUCCGUCAAUACUCCAAACAAAAAGCACUUUCAACAAAUAAAAGACGUGAUGGCUAGCCAAGAAAGCUCGCCGCCGGACAAAGCACCUCUAACAAAUAAAAGACGUGGUGGCUAGCCAAGAAAGCUUGCCGCCGGACCCUACGGUGGGGGGGGAUGCGAGGAUUGUGCGCUAAAUUGCAGGCAUUUAAGGCAGAUUUAAAAAGCUGGAACCGAGAUGUUUUUGGUGACAUUUUUUCAUCCAUUCAGAAACUGGAAGUGGAGGCUUUGGCUGCGGAAAAGGACUACGAAGAGUCCCCUACUGAUUAUACCAGGGCAGCUUGUCAGAAAAAACAAGCGGAGCUCAUUUUGAGGAUCAAGCAACAAGAAAUUUUUUGGAAACAAAAAGCCAAUGUAAAAUGGUUUAAACAAGGGGAUGCAAAUACAAAAAUUUUCCAUGAGGCUGUACGAGAUAAGAUCCGAAGGCAGCACAUUCAGGCUAUUAAAAAAUCUAAUGGUGAUUGGUGCUAUGAUCCAGAAGAGAUAGGCAGGGAGGCAGUUGAUUAUUUUUCUAAUCUCUAUGCGAAAGGCCAGACCCAUGAUUUCGGGAGGAUGUUACAAUAUAUUCCUAAGAUUCUGGAUGGGGCUGAUAAUGGCAUUCUAUCAAAGAUACCAGGAGAAGAGGAAAUUAGGGAGGCAGUAUGGAGUCUGAGUCAGGAUGCAGCGCCGGGAUGGUUUUGGAGGGAGCUUUUAUAGAGGGUGUUGGGAUAUAAUCAAGAGAGAUGUGAUUAUGGCGGUUCAGGAAUUUUUUCUGGGUUUUGAUAUACCUAAAGGUGUGGGUAGCGUAAGCAUGUUUUUGAUACCCAAAAAGAAAACCCCCACUUCAUUUGGAGAUUUCCGCCCUAUUUGCCUUUCUACCUUCAUAAGCAAAAUUAACACUCGAAUCUUGGCAUCCAGAAUGGCAACUAUUUUACAUAAAAUUAUUUCUAAGGAGCAGUCUGGCUUCAUGAAGGGAAGAGAAAUCAGAAACCAGGUUCUGGUGGCGAUGGAGAUGUUGCAGUCUUGAUAAAAAAGUGAGGGCCUCGAAUGUGGUUGUAAAACUUGAUAUGACUAAAGCUUUCGAUAGGGUGGAUUGGGAUUUUUUGGAUUCUGUCCUAGAUAAAUUUGGCUUUGAGUUGAGACUCAGAAAGUUGAUUUUGGGUAAUCUUAGGUAGGCCUGUCAAUGGGCCGGGUCUAGACCCGGACCCGACCCGGACCCAGUUGUUUUUAACGGGUAUGGGUCCUUAUUUUAUUCCGUUUUCCCGGACCCGGACCCGGACCCGUUAGUACUUUUAAUAAAUGGGUCGGGUAUGGUACUUAUGAUUCCGACCCGUUAAGGACCCGGACCCGUUUAAAAUUUCUUAUUAGUAUAUAUACACACACUAAUACAUAAAGAGAUUAAUUAUAAUACUUCAAAUAAAAAUACAAACUAAUAUAUAUAUAAAGUGAUUAGUUUUAAUUCUUUGAUUAAAAAAGAAACGAAUUAAUACAUACAUAAUGUAUAAGUGAUAAUAUAGUAGUACGUAGUAUAUAAUAUGCUUUUAUUCCAAAAGAAUUUUUUGUGACCUAAUUUCUAGUCUAAUAUACGAGUUUUCUGUGGGAGAGAAAGAGACACAAAGUGCAGAAUUGUACGCAUCUACAAGACCCGAUAUUUUAUUGAAUAAAAGUACUAAUUUUCUAUGAUAAACCUUGAUUUUUUUUGAAAAGUGAAGAUAUAUUUUGCUUUUAAAUUUGUGCACUUUGAUUUACAUUUCAUAUACAUGUUUUGCUAUUUUUAAAAAAUUAUAUAAUGUUCUGUCAAAAAAAAGUUAUAUAAUGUUGUGCAUAUGAUACUUGGCGGGUCUACCCGACCCGGUUCCGAGACCCGUUGGGUCCGGGUCCAAAUUUUUAGACCCGCCGGGUAAACGUGUCAGGUCCGGGUCCUUUAUUUACUUAGCGGGUCCGGGUCUGGAACACUACGUUCCGACCCGGACCCGACCCUUUGACAGGUCUUAGGAGUACCUUUAUAUCUAUUCUAAUUAAUGGCGUGCCUUUUGGUUUUUUCAAGCCUUUUAGGGGGUCAAACAGGGAGACCCACUGUCUCCUUUGUUAUUUAUAAUCGUUUCUGAAGCUUUUUCUAGAGGGUUGAACAGGCUGAUGCAAGGAGGAGAUAUUGCAGGUGUUAAUAUUGGAAGGGGCAUCCAGAUCACUCACCUAGCUUUUGCGGAUGACCUUGUGAUAUUUUUGAAUGGAUCGACCAGGUCCAUUAAAAUUUUGGUUUUUGCAAGACUAUCAAGAUGCUUCUGGCCAAUUGGUUAACAAAGAAAAAAGCAGUUUUGUGGUAGGCAAGCAUACUUCAGUGGGAAGAACAUUACAUAUUGAAAACGAGUUGAAAAUGAAGUCUGCUAAACUGCCUAUUAAAUACCUAGGGGUUCCUCUCCAUAAAGGUAUUACACGUAUAGCCCACUGUAAGGAAUUGCUGGAAAACUUUGAUAAUAAAUUAUCAAGUUGGAAAAUGAAGAUGUUGUCACAAGGGGGGCGGCUAAUUUUGAUUAAGCAUGUGCUUAACUCGAUCCCUUUACAUGUGGUUUCAGUGACUAACAUACCUGUGGCAGUUGUGAAUAUGAUUAAUUUGAUGAUUGCAAAUUUCUUCUGGGGAACCAGAGACAAUAAACCUAAGUAUCCCUGGGCAAAGCUAAAAAGGCUUUGUAAGCCUACGGUUAAUGGUGGUAUGGGUAUUCGGUCCAUAACUGACAUUCAAAAGAUUCAUGCUAUGAAAGUGUGGUGGGAUUUUCAGAAAGGCCAAUCCAUUUGGACUGACUUAAUGCAGAGCAGAUAUGGUACACGACAUUUGGGAGAGGUAAAACCAACCGAUUCCCCGUCUUGGAGAAGAAUUUGUUUCAUCCAUGAAGAGGCAGAAGUUAUGGUUAUUAGGGGGCCUAACUCUAUUACCUGGAAGCAUACAAAAGAGGGAGUCUUUACAACAAAGUCUGCAUAUAUGGCUCUAUGGCAGCAGGGGGGGCAGUGCAUUAUCUAAUACACAGAUAUGGAAUCCUAGACAAGUGCCUAAAAUAAGGGUAUUUUUAUGGAGGCUAUGGCAUAAAUGCCUACCAUUUCCAGAAAAACUUGCAAUCUUCUCAAUAGUAUAUCCUACCAUGUGUCCUUUUUGUAAAGAAGCAAGUAUUUCUGAAGACCACAUAUCCUUCUUCUUUGUCCAUUAGCUCAAUCAGUUUGGAAUUUCUAUUCGAACACCUUGUUACAGAGAGGGGCGUCAGUUAAGAGCAUCAAACUAGAACUAAUGAGAUGGUGGGUUACCAAAUCUGGAGAUACGAUGGAGGCAACAUACGCGAUGGUCUUACCUGGUGUCAUUACGUGGCUUUUAUUGAAGGAGUAUUGGGAUUCGGUCUGGAAUGGCGUAAUUCCGAAGGUGGAAGGUUUGCUCAGGAAAAUUCAAAAAUUCAUGUUAGAAUGGUGCUAUGCAAACGAAAAUCUUAGAGGAAAUGAGAGGUUGAAGGAAUUAGGGCUUAUUCCCACCUCUUUUCGAAGGAAAAAACCGCAGAUCUUCCGAUGGGUGAAGUCUCAAUUUCCAUGCCUAAAGCUUAAUUGGGCGAUUUUCAGGGGCAGUGGCAAAUCCUCAGCUGGUUUCUUAUUACGAGAUCAUGCAGGAGCAGUAGUAGCGGCAGAGGGCUUCCCGUUGAGUGGCACAGUGAAGAAGGAAGAAGUGUUGGCUAUGGCGGUGGAUUGGGGGGAGACUCUACGGUUUCCUGAUUUGGAGAUCGAGUCCUCUUUCUCGAAGAUGAAUCAGGUGGGCUGUAAGUAUCUGGGCCGCUUUGCUGGAUCUCUCACUUUCUCAUUAAUUCCGGGCCCCGUUAACUUGGCAGCGGAAAUUGUAGCAAGACUGGGCCUCAAUGGGGUUUUCUACUGGAAGAAGGGAGAUGUUUUGCCCAAAGAGCUUGGGGGUGCUAUAAAAUUAGAUGCUUCAUCAAUUCCAUAUGUUUAUUUUUAGUUAUGUUUUUUCUUAUUUGUUGCUCUAUAUUGGGCUUCUUUUUGCUAAGGGUAAGGCUUUUAGUCCCCCCUUGUGGAAUCUGCUUUAUUUUGAUGUUUUAAUAAUAUCCGGUAAAUGUUCCCCGACAUUUACCCCACUGAUUUUGGUGGUUUGCCUACCGGAUUAAAAAAAAAAAC
Messenger RNA from Cuscuta epithymum, 4982 nucleotides. NCBI's taxonomy places the organism in Eukaryota, Viridiplantae, Streptophyta, Magnoliopsida, Solanales, Convolvulaceae. The record is from the annotation of a GenBank genome assembly.